AUGUCCAAGGAGAGCAAACUCCACUUUCCUAAGUUCCUUCUCCCAUCGACCGUACUUCCUACCCAUGGGCUUCCUCCAGACUUCAAAUCCCGCAAGCCUGAGAAGUACCUGGAGGGACAUGUUCCCUACCUACGCUGUGCGGGGUGCGCGUCACACCUUUGUUUUGCCUCCCAGAUUAUUAGCAAAGGAUUUACGGGUCGCCAUGGCCGUGCAUAUCUCGUCUCAGCGGAGCCUGUAGCUACGGCCGUGUCGGUCAGCGCGUCAUCUUCGCCCACAACUUCACUCCCCAACACGAUAUUACAGCGCCCAGUUCCUCGCCAGCUAGUCACAGGUGCCCAUACAGUCAGCGAUGUGAGCUGCGCCUUCUGUGACAGUGUUUUGGGCUGGAAGUAUGUUGCAGCCGAGGAAGAAUCACAAAGAUACAAGGUUGGCAAGUUUAUUCUGGAAACCAAGAAAAUCACAACCUCUGCCUGCUGGGAGUCCCCGCCCGGUCUUGAUGCGUCCAUGCGAUCAGAACACCAACCGGAAGGGCUCGAAUCUGCUCCCACAGACGCCGAGUUCGACAGCCAGGAUGAGGAUGAGUGUGAGGACUUGUUCGCUGGCAUCUGGAGUCCUGGACUCGCUACACGUCGACGAAGUCGUAAGAUCGAACGUCGACCUGCCAUGUUCGGAAUGUCAUGA
Messenger RNA from Penicillium canescens, 681 nucleotides. Its product is annotated as yippee/mis18 family protein. The coding region runs from base 1 to 681 and encodes 226 amino acids. Lineage: Eukaryota; Fungi; Ascomycota; Eurotiomycetes; Eurotiales; Aspergillaceae. The record is from RefSeq and is a predicted model, not a curated record. The transcript has a single exon.